AUGUUCAUAUCAUCUAAUGUCCUACCGGAAAUGGAAACGCACCAUGUAGAAGAUAGAGAUCUUCGGAAACGAGCCAAAUUCUUGAAACGUUGCAAAGAAGCUGUUUGGAAACGAUGGGCAAACGAAUAUGUGCGAGGGUUACGCGAACGACACAUCAUGCUUAAAGGGAAGCCUUUUACCCUAUUGGUCGGAGACGUUGUUAUAAUUAAAUCAGAUGAAAGAAAUAGAGCAGAAUGGCCGCUGGGAAUUGUACACGAACUAUUCGAAGGGAAAGAUGGUGUCGUAAGAGCGGUAAAGCUACGUGCGGGGAAAAGUUUCAUGGAACGACCAGUGCAACAUCUUUAUCCAUUAGAGUUAAGUUGUGACAUUGGAACCAGACAGACAACCAAGACGACCACCGAGUUGAAUGCAGAGGCCACCGAGUUCAGGCCGAAAAGAGACACAGCUGUUGCAACGAGGCUUCGCAACCAGAUGAUCGUUGAUGAUUGA
Messenger RNA from Paramuricea clavata, 489 nucleotides. NCBI's taxonomy places the organism in Eukaryota, Metazoa, Cnidaria, Anthozoa, Malacalcyonacea, Plexauridae. The record is from the annotation of a GenBank genome assembly.